GCUCGCUCUCGCAUCCGCUUCGCUUCUGUUCGUGCCCGCUGCUCCGCUCUCGCUUUGCUUUGCCUUUGCUUGCUGGAUCAGCGGUGCGAGAGGCCUACGGCUGAGCUAAUGCCCGCUGGAGAGGAUUUUGUAACCCCGUUUUCAUAAUCUGCAAUCCCCCUGUUUCUCCUGGAUGUUUGGGCUGCAGGACUGUCGCUGGUAGCGUUUUGCAAAUGCGAUCGCCGUUUUCCUUCAGUUCCUUCGUUUCAACCCAGCGCAGCGGGAUUCCUGCGAAUUAACCGGAAGCGAAUCACCUCCUUUAUUGAGUGCCAUUCUCCAUCUCCGAGAUGCACUAGUCCGAACGAUGGUCUCCCUGCUCGUUAUACGGCUGUGGUUGUGUUUAAUUGCACCUUGGCCAUUAAAGUAGUGUUUGGAAAGAUUGGAGGGUAGAGCGCCUAACAGAUUUUUCCUACUGUAUCCCUUUACGAUUGGUUGAUUAUGUGCCAUCAAAUCGUUUUCGACUCCUAAAACACCAGUAUUUAAGAACUGUAUUUACAGUCUACUUUAAGGUUACUGGAUCACGGGAGUGCACACGUGUCCCUUCAGAACAUCACAAUCCUCUAGAAGUGAGUUGAUGGAAUCUGAAGUCUAGGUUGACAAGACACAUCUGUAUCUGGAUUCUGGUGAGAGUGGAAAUGGAGUUUUCAAAACAAAACUGAUCUGGGGAGCCUGGCAGUGGGGAAAUUCCCCAGGAAUGUUGAGUGCUGGCUGGCAGCUUGGACUCCAGCGAAGACAGACACACGGUCUGAAAUGUCGGAUUGGGUUCUCCUGGGACAACUGUAAGCAGCUGAAGACAUGUCAUCGCCACAAAUGACUCAAGGGACUCGCUCCUUCUUUUUCCUGCUCAUAUGGGUUUCUUGCGUAUCCGUGGCAAGCAGUGCCAAAGAUGUGGUUCCAGAGUUAAGCCCUCAGGAGUAUUUUAGCAGCUUGCAAGCAUCUAAAGCAUCGUUGGUUUAUUUUCAGAAGGAUGUUUCACCAUCUAGUGAGGUGUUCCUGGAACAGCUGGAGAACUCCAGAGAAGCUCUCCGAGAUUAUGGAAUUUCUAUUUUAAAGGUUAACUGUCAAAGAGGAGAAGCAUCCAGCUACUGCAGAGGAGAUAACUCCUUGGGAAAAGUAUACCUAUUCAGGGCCCAUGUGUUGGUUCGUGAACUUGCUAUAGAUGCCUUGUUCAGCCUGGAUGCCAUUGUGGCAAAUGUACUUUUUGCUCUCCUCUUCAAUGAAGUGAAAUACGUUUCAACACUAAUGGACCUUCAGCAUUUGGAAAACUCUCUGAAGGGUCGGUCCGAUCUUGCUUUCGCAUAUGUCCAAGCUAUUGGAACAGCAGAGCACCGAGUCUUGAUGGAGGCUGCGUUUGUUUAUGGCUCUGUUAAGUUUGCCUUAACUACUGAAGUGGCACUUCUGAAGAACAUUCGCAGUGGAGAACCAGAUGUACCAUCUUCAAAACUCUUCUUUUGCCACUGUAAGGUGGCCGUGGAUCCAGGACAGCCAUGCCAUAGGACUCCUAUGGAGCAGCCAUUGACCACAUUAAGCAUCCACAAGUUCCUGAAGCUGAUGGGGGAACCCCUGGUGGUGGAGGUUACAGAAGAUCCUGACAAGGUUUCAACUACUCAUCUCCAGCUUGGCCUACCACUGAUUUUCAUUCUGAGCCAGGAAGAGACCUUGGAAGCUGACAAGAGCAUUGCUGAAUUUGUGGCCUGGCAGUUGCUGGGGAAAGCAGGAGUCCUCCUCUUGUCAAGGAAUUCUGUUGGUCUGGAUAUUCCUUCCCGAUAUAAUGUGGCUAUCAAGACAGUUGAGGAGGAUAUGCCUGUUAAAUACCUGAUUUUGAAAGAUGCAGAUGAAAUUGUAGCGUUGGUGAAAAAUGGUGAGCAGAGCAAACCUCAUCUGGAUAAUGAAGAGGAAGUUUAUGAAGAGGAAGAGGAGGGAGUUGAGAAUGAGAACAAUGAACAAGAAAUUCAGGAUGAUGAGGUGGUGGAAUCUGUGGUCAGAAAUCGGAAGUGUGAGCUCCCCCUGGAACAUGUCCAUACCCUGACAGAAGAAUCAUUCCACUCAAUUCUGGCAGAGACCAGUCACACAGCAGUGCUCUUCUAUGCCAGCUGGGAAGCUGUCUCUCUGGUGGUGAUGCAGUCUUUCCUUGAAGUUGCUGCUCGCUUGAAAGGGACUCCUGAGAUUUCACUUGCAAGAGUAAAUUGCUGGGAUUGGCCACAGCUCUGUUUGCAGGAAAAUAUCACCCAGUUUCCUGCCAUGAAGAUGUAUGCAAAAGAGAGGACAUGGCUGGCUUACUCUGGGAUGUGGGAGACCAAGGAGAUGAUGAACUUCAUUGAGCUAAGCAGAAAUUCUUGUCCAGUGAGAUUGAUGACGCCUGAAGAAGUAGAAGAAUAUUUAAGUGACAAAACCUCGUCACACCGCAUGGUUUCUGUUCUGGGAAUAUUUGACUCAAGGAUGAGUGAAGGUAAAUCCAUUCCCUGGUUAUUUCAAACAUUAUUGCAAAACACAGAUGUUGCUGAAAGUAACAAUACUUUGUAAUGCCUUGUGACUGUAGAACAAAGUUUAUGCCGGGAUCUUUCACAAGAAACCUCUAGGCAGGGCAGCGGCCCUAUUAUGCAAGAUUACUGCUUCACUUUGGGGGCCAGGUUCAGGGGGGAGAACUUUUUUCU
Messenger RNA from Python bivittatus (Burmese python), 2693 nucleotides. NCBI's taxonomy places the organism in Eukaryota, Metazoa, Chordata, Lepidosauria, Squamata, Pythonidae. The record is from RefSeq and is a predicted model, not a curated record.